AUGAAAAUUGUUAAUUUCAAUUUUUAAAAUUGUUUCCAAAUAAUCGUUAUACUUUUUGCAGAGAAAAGAAAAAAAGAAAAUUAUUUACAAUUAAAAAUAUUCUCAAAAGUAUUCAAGAUAACAUGCCAGUCUUCCAUUUCAACGAUUCAGAAAAACCGUCUUGUGAAGAUCACUGACAACACUCUCACGUCAUUUUUCAUCCCGCAUUUAUCUCUCGUGCGACACUUCACACGAUUAACCAGAGCACUUGUCCUUUCGCGAGGUUAAAGUACCUUCGUGUUCCGCGACAAAAUAUCAUGAAGAAAACUGGACCCGUGGCCUUGCAAAUCGAGGUGAACACCGAGAAAGAAUGGCAACAGUUACUAAGUCGUUCGGGCCUGAUCAUGGUAGACGUGUACUCGGACUGGUGCGGGCCUUGCGCUGCCAUGGUGAGCACCCUGAGAAAGAUCAAGAUGGAGAUAGGCGGCAACGUGGUGGACUAUGCGGUCGCGCGAAACGACGACAUCGAUGACUUGGCGAGAUUUCGCAGUCGCAGUGAACCCACCUGGAUGUUUCUGCAGGACGGCAAGAUGGUGAAUCUGAUGUUCGGCGCGCACUGCCCGAGCCUGCGGAAGCUGCUGACGAAUGAGAUAAAGAGAGUGCAGCAAUUAGAAGUCCCGAAGUGGCAUUUGGACGUACAUGAACGGGCGCCCGAAGAGGAGAUUCGAUGGCAAAAGCAAGAAGCCAUUAGGCGAGCGCUGGAGGAAGAGAAACGAGCGAGGCAGGAAGCUGAGAGGUUGGAGAAAUAUGAGCGAUUCAUGGCGCAAAUGAUGUUCGAGCUGUGCGAGCACACGGCGCUGGUGCUUUAUCCGUGGGUCUUUAAGGACGAGCGUGGAAGGCCGCGGGACAAGAUGCACAGUCCGCCGUACACGGAGCUCGUGCAGGAUCUCUUCAGGCAGUGCUACGACGUGCAGGAGGAGGCGCGAAUUCAGCUGAACGAGGACAUGAUCGAAAAGAUGUUCGUCGAGAGCGGCGUCGACAUCACCGAGGAAUUGAUAAAAGGGCUAACCGAUGGGAAAUGCAUGGCGAUGAGGUUGAAAGGCAAGCCGCCCCAUUCGGACUGGCCGGUCCAUUAUCCUUACGAGAAUCCGGAAUGCAACUCCGUGAAGUGCCCGAUCCGUGCGAUCAAUGAUGUCGAGAAUUAUCUCAUCAGCAUCAUCACGAAAGGACCGCCGUCUCUGUUAGAAAAUGACGAGCCUAUGAUCAGGCCAACCUACAAUGCACCCUACAUUCAGAGGCACAAGCAUGUGCACGAGCCGGAUCCGAAAGUUGAGGGCGACAUGCGCCGCGUGCAUCCCGCGGUUUGGGUACCUCCUCAGGCCAGAAGUAAAGUUCACGUCUACAAGACUCUAUUCCCGGUUUACAUGGAGAAGGCUCAUUCUUACGAGGAGCCGGUGGUUCCUCCGCCAUUAUGCGCGUUCAAAUUCGACGCGUCGAAAUUCAGCAUCGUGCGAGACGCGUACGAAUUGAACCGUGAUGCCAUCGAACAUUUCGGUGCCUUCGAGUUCGAUCGGCCGCCUUACGCGAGACGUCUCGCGUCUUCACCCGAGGAUUUCGAAAAGGUGAAGUACAAAACUGGCGUCGAGGUAUUCGUAGUGAUAAUUCGAAGAAUCAACGAAGAAACCUUCCUGGCUUUUGCUGGCAUCGAGCCGUUCUUCGUGACAGAAGUUGAUGAGGAGGCUCAAGAAAUGAUAACGGAAUAUUUCCCCGAAGGAGUGGAGGAUGUACCAUUAGCGCCUGAUGAGCAAGAAGCAGUGUAUUUAGAUUCACGUAAGAAUAUGUUGCAUAAAUUUACGUAUUACUUAUAUUUUAUUAGUUCUUGAGCGUAACAUUAAGAAGAAUUAUACUUAUUUUAACGGAUUCUUAGUAAGAGAUAGAGUGAUAUGUCUAGAAUCGUUCGCCACUCUUUCGCUACAUCACUCGUUCAAAAGAAAAUAAUCUCUUGUAUCGUUAUUAUUAAUUACAAUCAGAUCUCUCGUAAAUGUAUCGAAUCUUUUGCGCAAUGUUUACGAUCUUGCUAAAAUUUAAUUGCCUCAAUAAUGAGCAAAUCUGCUCUUUUUUCGUGGCGAGACAAUUCUCUUUGCAGUUUACCGCAUCCCGAGCCUUUCGAAAAAAAUCGAAUUUAAGUACUAUCACUUUUCUUUAUGAUUUUCGAUUGUCGAUUGAUCCAGCCAAUGAAUUCAGCCUAUUAUAAGUGCACCUAUUUUGCGCAGUAAACGUUAUUAGGUUUUCCGUCAUUCUUACGACCUUCACCGCGUGUUCUUACGCGCCUUCUUUCCAAGAAUACAGAACGAUAAACUCCUGACCGGAUCUCAUACGUAAUAAAAUCGCUAUAUAUGAAAUAAUAGAGUAGAGUUGCAUUCAGAUUGCGUGAUUGAUUCGUCUCGCAUAUUUUAUCGCGAAUUCAUGACUGUUAUUCCGUGUUUCGACGUUCGUUUUAAAAUCUAUAUUUAGUAUUAGAUUAUAUCUGUUCUAUAUCGUCACAUUCCAUUACGCAUAUUUUAUAAGCACAAUGCACUAUUAUUACGUUUAUCACAUUUUAUUUAAAAUAAUGAUUAAACAAUGGAGAUUCUUCAUUGAUUACGUUUAUUCACUUGAAUGAUACAGUUGACCUGAUUAAUACAAAAGAUUUAAUGAUAGGUGCAAUAUGUUCACUGUUUUCAAACGUUCGAAUAUUUUUGUUAUUUUAACACAGAAAAAGAUUUCUAAGAAAAUUAAAAUUUAAUUAAAUCAAU
This is a messenger RNA of Wasmannia auropunctata (little fire ant), 2774 nucleotides long. RefSeq lists its product as uncharacterized. The record is from RefSeq and is a predicted model, not a curated record. NCBI's taxonomy places the organism in Eukaryota, Metazoa, Arthropoda, Insecta, Hymenoptera, Formicidae. The transcript is spliced from 6 exons. The coding region runs from base 297 to 1862 and encodes 521 amino acids.